UUUUAUCAAAUUAAAAAUACAUGAAAAUGUUAUAUUUUGUUAAAUUCGCGUCGAAAAGGUCAUUUUCUCAAAAAAAGAACGAAUGAGCAGCAAGACUUGUUGACGCUCUGUUGGGAGAAUGGACUUUUUCAGCCCUCUGAUGGCGCCUCUUCCUCAUGCUCCUUCCGCUCUCCUCAAGUUCUUCUUCUCCUCUGUGUUGCAUCUUUUUUUUUAAGGCUGUUUGAAUUUCUCUAUGUGACUCUAUAUGCAGGCUCCAGUAGGUCUCUGCACCCCCCAACCAGCCUCAGACAUUUCUCCUUCCUCCCUCUUUUUUGAAAAUUAUCCCAUUGCCGUAUAAAGAAAGCAAUGGAGUGGACAAACACAAUUGACAAGAGAAACAUGGUACUGAACUUGCAGGCAGCCAUGAUAGGGAGUCAAGGGCAACAACAGCACAGCAACGCCCCAAACCUCCAGCAGAAACCAAGGGUUCGAGCCAGGAGAGGCCAAGCCACUGACCCUCACGGCCUCACAGCAUUGCCGAACGUGUAUCUCUUCUUCUUCUUUUCCUCUUCUUUUCCUCAUUACUCUUCAUCACCCUCUUCUUUGAUCCAACAACCCUCCCAAAACACAGACAAGGCGCCAAUGCUGGACGAGAUCAUCGAUUAUGUUAGGUUCCUCCAGCUACAAGUCAAGGUGCUAAGCCUCAGCAGAUUGAGAGGUGCUGCAGCAGCUGCUCCUCUGAUGGUCGAUAUCUCCUCCCAGCAAGGAGGGGAAUGCCUCAAACACCAGUCUGGAGCUAGCAUCAACAGAAACAAGAAUGAAAGCCUGAAGACGGCAGAAAGGCGAGUGGCAAAGCUAAUGGAGGAGGACAUGGGAUCAGCAAUGCAAUACCUUCAAGGAAAGGGCCUCUGCCUAAUGCCCAUCUCUCUCGCUGCAGCCAUCUCCUCUCCCAGCUCUCUCUUCGCCUCCGCUUCUGCUGCUGAAGGUCCUUCCUCUCCUUCAAGUCUAUAUAAACCAACCCCACCUCCUGCAGCCUCUACCUCAAAGGAGGACAAUGUAUCAGUUUCCAUGACCUGUUUCUUCUUCCUCAUUCUGUCAUCCCAAAUCCAUUUCUCUUUCCUUCUACACUAG
Tarenaya hassleriana is the source of this 1110-nucleotide messenger RNA. RefSeq names its product transcription factor bHLH82. The coding region runs from base 346 to 1110 and encodes 254 amino acids. Gene Ontology annotation, molecular function: protein dimerization activity; DNA-binding transcription factor activity, RNA polymerase II-specific; RNA polymerase II cis-regulatory region sequence-specific DNA binding. Gene Ontology annotation, cellular component: nucleus. The transcript has 4 exons. The record is from RefSeq and is a predicted model, not a curated record. Gene Ontology annotation, biological process: regulation of transcription by RNA polymerase II. NCBI's taxonomy places the organism in Eukaryota, Viridiplantae, Streptophyta, Magnoliopsida, Brassicales, Cleomaceae.